This is a messenger RNA of Pocillopora meandrina, 5062 nucleotides long. Lineage: Eukaryota; Metazoa; Cnidaria; Anthozoa; Scleractinia; Pocilloporidae. The record is from the annotation of a GenBank genome assembly.
AUGUUGUGAUUUGUCCGCUGAACAAUUGAAUUUUGUAUUUUUAGAAAGUCUAAAGAUUUAUAGAGUCGACGCAUGGCUUCGAUUAUAUUACGCCGAACCAAUUUUUACGCCAGUAGACUCUUUUUAACAGCGGCUGCAGCUCUGAGUGUAGCUCCAAAGAUACUUACGGCCGAGUUCUGCAGUACUGGAAAGUGCAAUGAUGAAGUUGAGAAAGCCAAACUCGCCUCCGUGGCGGCAGAGAAAUAUCAGCCCCAAGACACAAUUUUCGGCAAGAUCUUGCGAAAAGAAAUUCCUGCUGAUAUAAUUUAUGAAGACGAUAAGGUCAGUAUGUUAAUGCAAUUCGGUGAAUGAUUCAAUGGUUAUUCCUCAAGAAGCCUACAUCUACCUAAAACUACCCCCUUCUCCCCAAACUAGUUUCACCCCUUCUUUCUUUUGGCUAAAUUGCAGAAUACCCGGCCACUUUGGUCCGCCACACUUACAUGUGUCGGGAGGCUAUGAAGAUCGAGGCAUAUCACAAUAGACACUAUUCUUAUUCAAUGACAUGUAAAUGAGUGGCUGGGUAUUCUGCAGUUGCUCCCUUCUUUUAAAACUCAUAUUUAAAUAGCCUUAGGACUUUACUAAGGAAAACUUUAUUAAUUAACAUAGUCGUUGUUAUUGGUUUUCAAGUUGAUCUUUGUGCUUGAGUUGUCCUUAUUAUCAUGUCUUCCAUUUAAAUCCCCACAUAAUAUGUCUCAUAAACCUCAAUAUCAACAAAAACAAAAACAAACAAACAAAACAAUGAAGUGGAAGAAAUUUACGUUCAAUGUUUACCUGUAACUAUUCCAUUAUAUAUUAUAAGGGGGCACAGCAAAUACUGGAUGUCGUAAACUUUCAAUAAUUUGUAAAACUUGGGAGGCUACCUAGUGUGUAAAUAUAAAGGUUGUUGGUUUUAUUUUAGUUCUCUCUUUCCAAGGGCAUAGAUCAUUCAAUAUAGUGUCUUGAAAUUGGCCUUGUCACAUGGUAGGAAACAGUUAAAAGUGUCUAUGAUCAACUUUAUUUGUUUGCUAAAACUCCUUGCAGAGUUAUAUAAUUAGUUGCUAGUUGUUGUAUUAUUGAUUAGUGUUAAAAUGAAUCUGUCCUAGAUGGGCAGACAGAAAAAACAUUCAAUUUGCUCUGAAGAGAGGCUAAUGCUUGAAACAUCAGCUUAAAAGCUCUUAAUUGGGGCCAAUCUACAUUAUUAACUCAGUUUAUAAAACUAUGUUAUUUUUUUUACUCUCAUUAAUGCAGCACCACAAUUACUUUAGAAAUCUACCCCCUUUAGACAGAAAAACUGCUUUUGACUUGACUCCAAUGUGAAUAUGUAUAUACAGCAGUUUAUGCUCAUGCUGGCAAAAAAUAUUAGAUGGAUUCUGAACUCAAUUAGUGUGAAUAAAUCUGUUUUCAUUUUUUAAUAGGCACUUAAUCAGCUGUGGUAUGCUGAUUGUGUCACACUGAUCAUGGACGAAACAUACAAUAGCUACAAACAUUUGAGUGUUUUGCACUUGUAAUUUGCAUACAGAGUGCUUGUAGCACAUGAAAAGAACUAUUCAUGGUAAAGCUGCUAUACAUGUGGCAGUGUACACACGCUAUUAUAACCAAUGGUAGGACUUUACUUUUUAAAGAGAUCUAUUGGUUUUAUCACAAGCAGUGAAUCAAUUAUUGUACUGUAAUGUUUGUAUGGAUAUGUCAACAGGCUAUUGCUUUCCGUGAUGUCAAUCCUGUGGCACCCACACAUGUUUUGGUGAUUCCACGUAAACCUAUAACACAACUAGCGGCAAGCACUGAAGAAGACAUUCCUGUAAGUACCAAGAGUCUUUAUUAUCCAUCCUGCAGAGUAGGCUUGAAAUAUUCAGGUUAGGAGUGGUUUAUUUGGUUAUGAGCAUCAGAUAAAUGAACUAAUUCUCUGUUGUUGUGCUUUUGGAAAAUGGAAACUAUUCGUUUUAUAUGAUGAAAUGGUGAUGUCAUCUAUGUGCCAGUCCUCUAAUAGAUCAUAAGUAAGAAUGAAUCAAAAUGCAUAUAUUAUUCAGCUUAUUAUAUGAUUACAAAUAGAUUCACAUCACAGAUGAUAUCAAAAUGUGGUGGGAACAACAAAAGUGGCACACAAGGCACAGCUUCUAGGAUCUUUCGCUGAACAGAUGCACUGCAACAUGAUAUCAAUUUGUUUUAUUUGAUAUAAAAGCUAAUUGUUGUUAAUGAUGACAUGAUCUAUGGGUCUGUCCUCAAACAGAUUAUAAAUAAGAAUCAAUCAAAAUAUGCGCAUAAUUCAGCUUAUUAAAUAAAGUGAAUUUGACCUAGAUCCUCAAUAAGUUCUGACUGAACAUUUGUCUACCAAAUGAAGUUUCUCAUUCUAGUCACCUAAGUUACAUGAUUAGGAAGUGACUUAAAUAGAAAACAUUUUCUGACCAGUUCAUCAAUAUUCUUAUGUUUUAUGAUCAAGCUGUUUUAAUUUGUUUGAAAAUCAUUAAUUUUUAACCCUCAAUAUGUUCUUAUCACUUCAAAUUUGGUGUAUCCUCUUGGGGAAUCUUUUCAUGUUGCAAAUCAAAGAAGUAUUUGCCCCUUUCUUUUCUGGUACGAGCAACCAAGAGCAUCUUGAUUGGUUUAUAAGAGCAUUUACGUUAUCUUUUCUAAGAAUUUUGCUUCCUCCAGCUGGUCUCGCAAUUCAUUUAUCUGUUUAGCAAUAAGUGAUAACUGGUUGAUUUUGCUUCCUCCAGCUGGUUACGCAAUUCAUUUAUUUAUAUAGCAAUAAGUGAUAACUGAUUGAUUUUGCUUCCUCCAGCUGGUCACACACUUCAUUCAUUUAUAUAGCAACAAGUGAUGAGUGAUUGAUUUUGCUUCCUCCAACUGGUCACACAAUUCAUUUAUUUAUAUAGCAAUAAGUGAUGACUGAUUGAUUUUGCUUCCUCCAGCUGGUCACACAAUUCAUUUAUUUACAUAGCAAUAAGUGAUAACUGAUUGAUUUUGCUUCCUCCAACUGGUCACACAAUUCAUUUAUUUAUAUAGCAAUAAGUGAUAAUUGAUUGAUUUUGCUUCCUCCAGCUGGUCACACAAUUCAUUUAUUUAUAUAGUGAUAAGUGAUAACUGAUUGAUUUUGCUUCCUCCAGCUGGUCAUGCAAUUCAUUCGUCCAUUAAGCCAUAAGCAAUAGCUGAUUGAUUGCUGUACGUAUACAAAGAGGAAUUAAAUGGAAACCUUAUUUCGGCCUGAGAAACUGAUGAUAUAAUUUUCAAAUCAUGGAUACCUUGUUAAUGAACGAAGACAGAAGUUUUGCUUUAGGUCUGUGAUAGUGUUUUUUCUUUUUUUAGAGACUCAAAUUAAUACCCAACAAGGUCUCGGUAUAAAAAGUAAUUAUGGCUCUUAGUAUCUCAAAGAGUUCUAAAAUUUGACCAUUAAACAAUCCCUGAAAACCAUGAUCUGGAUGCUUCCAUAAUAACAUUACUUACUUCACUUGAGGAUGAGGAAGGAAAUUUUUAUGCUUUGAUGGUAACAUUGUUUUAUUAUCAUUAUUAUUUUUUUCCAUUUCAUCCCUUUAAAGCUUUUAGGUCAUUUGCUGUGGGUAGCAAAGAAAGUUGCUGAGCAAGAAAACCUGAAAGAUAGUGGAUAUAGGAUUGGUAAGAGGACUCAAUUCUUGAAUUGUAUUGUUGCACACUUGGAACCUCUUUUGUGUUACAUGUACCUCUAGUCAGAGAAUUCCUUACAGCACAAAGCUCAGUCCAAGAGCUGACAUGUUUGUAUAGUUCUUUAAUUGCUUGAUAUUUUCAUUUCAGUGAUCAAUAAUGGACGUGAUGGUGCUCAAUCAGUGUAUCAUCUUCACAUUCAUGUUAUUGGUGGACGACAAAUGUCCUGGCCACCUGGCUGAUUGAGGCAUUGAAUCUACAAAAUCUCAGGGAAACACAUCCAUAACCUUAAAUAUAGUAAAAUUUGUGAUUGCUAUAGAUUAGUUUAUACCACACAAGUGAAUAGUACUUUUCAUGCAUGUUGAUUAUCUAGCUUGGAAGUGAUUAGCCAGUUACAAUUCACCUCUGAGCAGCCCAGUUGAAACAAAAUGGCUUCACUGCACGUUAUAGUUGCCUGAAUUGAACUAAUUUCAGUAAGAAAAGCAGGUUCUACAAAAAUUACAAAACUUGGCAGCAAAGAUUGGUUUAAUGACACUAAGUUGAUUGUAAUGACAUCUUUCCAACUUUGUAUUCUGAAACAAAAAUAAAAUCUUUGUUGAAUUGUUGGUCACCAUGUAAGUAAAAGAUGAAACAUGUAAUGUUUUGCUGCAUUUUCAAACAAGUGAAAACAGCAAUUGAAGAAAUAGCAUCUGGAAAGAUAUGUAGGAGUAUCAAGAAGUUGCAGUUAUCUGUUGAAAAGAAAGAUGGGAUUGUUUCCGUAAGGAAAUGCUUAGCAUAAUAUUUUGCCAUUUUGAUUUCUCCACCUUAUGUCAGUUUACUAACUUUUCAACUUGUGUGAUAUUUCCAAAAAAACCUAUUCAUCCUCAGUGUUGGUUUAAGUGGUACACCCUUUUCUCAACUUUGGUGAAUAAUUGUUACAAAAUCAUCCAGUCUUUCACACAAUAAAAGCUGUCCAUGAAAAGAGUAUUUUUCAAAUACAGAUGAUAAACUUUUUCAUAUCAAAUUUUUAAGGUCCACAGUAAAUUGUGCACAUUUGAAAGCUAUUGAAAAAUAGUAUUAAACCACAAAUUUCGUCUCAGGACUUCUCUCCUGUGUAAGGAACUGUUCCAUCUUAUUUCAACCCUGCAGAGAAAGGUUAGAAAAUUAUUAGUUGGAGUAACAUGGGUCAAAGAGAAAUAAAGAAUAUUUUUGGUCCCUUCUCAAUUUCAUCACUUUUCUCCUGAUUUGCUCAUACAUCUCUCUUUAGCUCAAUGGAAAGCUAGUUCUUUUCUUUUCAAAGAACAGCGCACUGCAUAUGUCAAUAUAACUCGUUAGUGUAGUUUGAAUCAUUUGAAUCAUUUUGGUAGGAGCAGCCCACUAAACCGCUCAAGGAGUGCAUUUGUGUUGCAGAAGAAUUACUUCUGGAUUGCUUAGUAUAUGAAGAUUAUGUCCU